UUUAGAAUAUAAAUCGUUCGAUGAUCAACUUGUGCAACAGUGGCAUUGAUAAAAGCUUUCUGUAUGGAAUUUCGCCCGAAUUCAUAAAGUUUCAGCAACUGCCAUGGUACGAUUUGGACAUCGUACUAAACGCACACACACAUUAAUAUUCAUAAGGACUUAUUGAGAUGCCAGUUUUUUAACUCAGCGUGCUCAUGUUUGGUCACCCAUGCCUCGCGUAUUACCAUAAAAGAACUACACACGUCGUUACUCUCGAGUAAUGAUGGAUAACUGACGAUAUUUAGAUCAUCUGAAUGUACACUUUCUCAGCAGAUACAUAAUCGAGAAUAUUGUUGGCCAAACGAAUAUAUUUAAUAAAUUGCUCUUACUUACUUGUUUUAAAAUAAAAAUCAAGAGAAAAUAAUAAUGACUCGAUCUCGUUAAUUGUUGAUGUUCAAUUAGUUUGAUGCAUGCUGCAAUAUCCAUGGUGCUGUUGCAUUAGGCUUACAAUCUGGUUGGUAUUCAUGAAUAGCAGGUCUAAAUUAAACUGAUACAAUGUCAGUCGCAAAGAAGAAUGUCACCAACAAUAAUAGCAGAAAAUCACCAAGAAUUGCUCAUGCAAAACCCUCAGCAGCUUUAUUGGCUGCCAAACGAGAAGGUGCUGAACGUAAAAGAAAUCUUGGAAAUAUUUCAACAAUUAUUAGAGACAUUUAUCAAAAAGCUAUAGACGCCAAAGACAUGAUUCGUCACAAUACAGGAGUUAUCUAUGAACCUUCAAUGGUUGAGCAUAAAUGUCUGUGGGAUCCAAAUUAUCCAGAAUGCCCAGAAAGGCUAAGUAGAGUGCUUGACAGAUGCCAGCAAUUGGGUUUACUAGAGAGAUGUAAAUAUAUUGCUCCACGUAAAGCAGAAGCAUCAGAACUUUUAUUAAAACAUACACCUGGUCAUUUGGAGAUAAUCAAAUCUACUGACAAUGUUAAUGAUGUUGAAAAAUUGGAAAAAUUAUCUUCUAAUUAUGACGCAGUUUAUUUUCAUCCAAAAACAUAUGAAUUAUCUCUUCUAGCAACUGGUUCAACUAUUGAUUUAGUGAAAAACAUUUGCUUAGGAAAUAUUCAAAAUGGCAUGGCAAUCAUAAGGCCCCCAGGACAUCAUGCUAUGAAAUCUGAAUACUGUGGAUAUUGCUUCUUUAAUAAUGUAGCUAUAGCUGCAGAGGUCGCUUUGAAAAAUAAUUUGGCAAAAAAAAUUUUGAUUGUUGAUUGGGAUGUUCACCAUGGACAAGCUACACAACAAAUGUUUUAUAAUGAUUCAAGAGUUGUAUAUUUUUCUAUACAUCGUUAUGAACAUGGAGAGUUUUGGCCCAAUUUGAAAGAGUCAGAUUACCACUACAUUGGAGAGGGUCCAGGAGAAGGGUACAAUUUUAAUGUGCCUCUCAACAAAACUGGCAUGACCAAUGCAGAUUAUAUCGCAAUUUUCCAACAAAUUUUACUUCCAAUGGCAUACGAAUUAAACCCUGAUCUCAUUCUUGUCUCAUCUGGAUUUGAUGCAGCAAUGGGAGAUGAGAAGGGUCAAAUGAACAUCACUCCAGCUUGUUAUUCUCAUUUACUUAAUAUGUUGAUGGGCUUAGCUAACGGUAAAGUUGCUGUAAUUUUAGAGGGCGGCUAUUGUCUAAGGUCUUUAGCCGAAAGCGCAGCUCUUACUCUAAGAAGACUUUUAGGAGAUCCUUGCCCAAUGUUAGAAAAUUUGGAACCUCCUUGCGAAAGUAUUCAGGAAACUAUUUUAAAUGUGAUAUACUCACAUAGAUCCCAUUGGAAAUGUUAUCAAUUUCAAGAUACCUUUAAUGUGAAUGGAUACAAUACCAAUUCCAAACAAAAGAAGCAUCUACCUAAUGUCAUCUACAAAGGCCCUGAAGAAUUUCCGACGGUAUUCGAAACACGCAAUUGUUAUCCCGUUCAAAAUAGAUCGGAGGUAUUGCAAAUAAACAAAAAAUUGGACCAUCUUGCAAAAAUUACGAAACUCAGUAAAGCUCAGCAUCAAGUCGGCAUCGUCUACGACGAGAGAAUGUUGAAACAUUACAACGUCGUCGAUGAGUCGCAUCCCGAGCGGCCCAGCAGAAUAAGCAGCAUAUACUCCAAACACAAAGAUUAUGGCUUAUUAACAAGAUGUCAUACCUUCCAAGGAAGACUCGGAAGCGAUCAAGAAAUUUUACUGGCUCACACGCAAGAGUAUCUCGAUAGCAUCAAAAAAACCAGCGAGACGAAAUUACGAGACCUGGCGAAGCAAGCCGGUGAACUGAACUCGGUCUACUUUCAUCCGGAGACUUGGGACAGCGCUCGAGUCGCCGUCGGUUCGCUCUUGGAAAUCGUCGACAAGGUCUUGAACGAGGAGUGCCAGAGCGGCGUGGCCAUUAUUCGACCACCGGGACAUCAUGCAGCUGACGAUGCGGCCUGCGGUUUUUGCAUCUUCAACAAUAUCGCCAUUGCCGCCAAGUAUGCAGUGUCCAAAUACGGCUUGAACAGAGUUAUGGUACUCGACUGGGACGUGCAUCAUGGUAACGGCACGCAGUCGAUACUCGAGGACGAUCCAAACAUACUGUACAUGUCGUUGCAUCGCUACGACAACGGUAACUUUUUCCCUCAUUCCAAGGCAGCGGAUUACACGGUGGUGGGCACGGGCAAGGGAGAAGGUUUCAACGUCAAUAUUCCCUUUAACAAGAAAGGCAUGGGCGACGUAGAGUACACAGCGGCUUUUCAACAAGUAGUCAUGCCGAUCGCCUACCAGUUCAAUCCGGAAUUGGUUUUGGUUUCCGCUGGAUUCGACGCCUGCAUCGGAGAUCCCCUCGGAGGUUUCAAAUUGAGCCCGGAGAUGUACGGGCACAUGACGCACUGGCUGUCGGCGCUGGCGAACGGCCGAGUGGUGCUGAGCCUCGAGGGCGGCUACAACGUCAACUCGAUCGCCAACGCGAUGAGCAUGUGCACCAAGGCGCUGCUGGGCGAUCCGCUGCCGGCGCUCGACCCGCCCAAGGAUCCGUGCUGCCCGAGCGCGGUCCAGAGUCUGCGCCUGGUCAUCGAGACGCAGCGCCAGUACUGGCCGAAUCUCGUCUUCUCGGAUCGCGCCCUGCCGCUCGAGUCGGCGGGCUUGCUGCCGAAGGCGCGAGUGCCGCGCGCCAAGCCCACUCAGCGCCUCCUCGACGGUCCACCCGCGGAGCUAACGACGAUCCAAAAGUCCGCCGAGCCACCUCGUCCGCCGUCUCCUUUUUUACCAGGCAGCACGACCAGUUUGGAGGAGGGUCUAAAGAAACUGAGCGUGCGAGAUUGUAUCAAUCCAGACCAGCAGCAGCGGCAGAACACCAGCAACGAAGGAGCACCCGGUCGGGAGGAGGAGCAGCAGAAUCAAUCCUCGGCCAGCUCGAGCAGCCAAGCUCCAGCAGGAGCAGCCGCCGCCACGACCCUCCAAGAUUACCUUCAGAGCAACCUUCGAGCUCUGGUGGAGGAGCAGAUGUUCGCGGUGGUGCCGCUGCGCGACUGUCCGCACCUGCGCGCCGCGGUCAGGCCCGUGCCGACGACUGGGAUCGAUUGCGCGACACCCUGCGCCGAGUGCGCCAGCACCGCCGAGAACUGGGUGUGCCUGACCUGCUAUUCCGUGCACUGCGCUCGAAGCGUAAAUCAACACGCCCUGGAUCAUGAGAGCGUCCAUCAGCACCCGCUGGCUCUGAGCUUCAGCGACCUGUCGGUCUGGUGUUACGCCUGCGAGGCGUACAUCGACAAUCCGGUCCUUUACGACGCUCGCAACGCGGUGCAUCUAAGUAAAUUCAAGUACGUGAUGCCCUGGACUUACGACACACCCAGAAAUCACAGUGACAGCGAUUGAAUCACAUCUUGGCAAAAUAUUAAUCGCAUAAUUUCUUUGCUAUAGUGUACAGAUUUCAAAAUCACCUCGUUAAAUCUACGCAUUUUUUAUAAAAAUAUAUAUUAUAUUAUGAUAGAAUCCGUUGUAUUUAAAUAAUAUGAAAAAUAGAAAUUGUAUAUUGUUAAGCCGUUAAAAGGAAAGAUUUGAUAUAAAGAAUAUAUUUUCAUAAAAUGAAAAUUUUUUAUGUGGACUUGUUAUAAUCAAUCGCUUAUUACUAAUACAUUUUAAAUAAAAAAAAAUCAUAUCUGUUCAAUUUUGUA
Molecule: messenger RNA, 4142 nt
Organism: Trichogramma pretiosum
Lineage: Eukaryota; Metazoa; Arthropoda; Insecta; Hymenoptera; Trichogrammatidae
Gene: HDAC6
Product: histone deacetylase 6
Exons: 18
Coding region: 535-3843 (1102 amino acids)
Biological process (GO): chromatin organization
Cellular component (GO): histone deacetylase complex
Molecular function (GO): zinc ion binding; histone deacetylase activity
Source: RefSeq, a predicted model, not a curated record